GUCUUGGUGGGCAAGCAACCUCCAGCCAAUUCCUGGGGCAUUGCCCCAUCCUGCUGGCCUGCAGGUCACCCUGGAGCGGGUGGGGACAUGGGUGCAGUUUGCUGAGUGGCCAAAGGAUGGUGUAAGACAAUGGGCACAGAGAGUGAGAGGCAGUGCCAGUGGGUGAGCAAAGGAGGUUACAGGGAGGAACCUGUCUGCGAGCCAGUGUGUGGGAAGCCAAAGAACCCUCCUGAGCAGAUGCAGCGCAUCGUCGGGGGCCUGCUGGCCAGGAAGGGCAACUUCCCCUGGCAGGGCCGGCUGGUGACCCGCCACAACCUCAUCGCGGGGGCCACGCUUAUUAGUGACCAGUGGCUGCUGACCACGGGCAGGAACGUCUACCUGAACCACAGAGAGGGAGACUCACAGAGACCCACAUGGGGGGAGAGGAGAACCCAAGAGACACCCCCAUGGAGGAGAGACCCUAAAGACACCUACACCGAAGUGGGAGACCACCAGAGACAUCCACACUGGCCAGAACAGAGAUGCCGACAGAGACCCACAUAGGGGGAAGAGACCCACACAGCGUAGAGAGACCCCCACAAACACCCACCCUGAGGGGAGACACCCACACAGGGCAAGGACUAGAGACCUCCGCAGACCCUCACAGACACCCACACGGGGGAAGGAGAGACACCCCCCCCACACACC
Molecule: messenger RNA, 687 nt
Organism: Cuculus canorus (common cuckoo)
Lineage: Eukaryota; Metazoa; Chordata; Aves; Cuculiformes; Cuculidae
Product: haptoglobin-like
Exons: 2
Coding region: 130-543 (137 amino acids)
Biological process (GO): acute inflammatory response; proteolysis
Molecular function (GO): serine-type endopeptidase activity
Source: RefSeq, a predicted model, not a curated record